Linum tenue is the source of this 414-nucleotide messenger RNA. The record is from the annotation of a GenBank genome assembly. NCBI's taxonomy places the organism in Eukaryota, Viridiplantae, Streptophyta, Magnoliopsida, Malpighiales, Linaceae.
AUGAUCACGGCGAGGAAGCUGCUUCUGCUGGCGGCGGUCGCGAUGGCGGCGAUGGCGACGGCGGCGGGAUCCUACGACGUGACGAUACGCGUCACGAACAAGCUGAGCAGCGGAAUGGCGCUGAUACUGCACUGCAGGUCCGCCGACGACGACCUCGGGGGUCGCGCCCUCGACGCCAACGCCACCUACGGGUUCAGCUUCGGCCAGAACUUGGUGGGCGGGGCAACGUAUUUCUGGUGCAACGCUGCGUUUCGUGAUCGGCGUCUCUCUUUCGCCGCGUUCGACGAGGCCGAUCACGUCACGUUCGUCAAGGGGUUCGACGUGUCGGAUGAUGGAGUUGAUGGGGUAAGCACAGACUCCCGUAAAUAUGUCUACACUGAAUUACAAAAUCACGGAUUGUCGGAUUCUGCCUAA